Coprinopsis cinerea okayama7#130 is the source of this 1110-nucleotide messenger RNA. RefSeq lists its product as hypothetical. The coding region runs from base 1 to 1110 and encodes 369 amino acids. The record is from RefSeq and is a predicted model, not a curated record. Gene Ontology annotation, biological process: lipid metabolic process. Lineage: Eukaryota; Fungi; Basidiomycota; Agaricomycetes; Agaricales; Psathyrellaceae. Gene Ontology annotation, molecular function: phosphoric diester hydrolase activity. The transcript is spliced from 7 exons.
AUGAAAGCUGUCAACACCCGAAUCAUCCUGGGCUUCAUCGCGGCUCUAGCAGCCGUCUCAACCACCCCAACCGCCCUAGGAUCCACUCUGGGCCCUCGAGAUGGGAGUCUCACCCGACGGCAGGCAGUCUGCAACGGCCACGCUGAGCUCUGUGAGCGAGGCUAUGGAACCCUUGCCUACGUUGGAACACACAACUCCUACGCUGUGGACGUUAAUAACUUUACUCAGCAACUCAACGAUGGUGUGCGGAUGCUUCAGAUGCAGGCGCACGACGAGAGUGGUGUAAUCAAGCUGUGUCAUACCGAUUGUCGGCUCUACGAUGGUGGAACACUCGAGAACUAUCUCAGAACGGUUAAAACCUGGCUUGACGCCAAUCCCAAUGAAGUCCUAUCGCUCCUUAUUGUCAAUUCGGAUAACGUCCCGGCGGCCCGUUAUGCGGAAGUCUAUGCCAACACUGGCAUGGAUGUCGUUUCCUACAGCCCGCCGACCUCACCUCUCCCCGCCCUCGAAUGGCCAACUCUUGGCUCACUCAUUGGCUCGGGCCAACGAGUCAUUACCUUCCUUUCUACUACGGCUAACCCAGAAAUCCCCUAUCUUAUUGACCAAUUCCCUAACGUUUGGGAAACCAAGUUCAACGUUGUAGAUCAAAGCAACUUUGAUUGUCAAGUGGACCGAUCUAGAGGAGACCCUUCGACUUCUCUCUUCCUCAUUAACCACUAUCUCGACAAACUCGUUCUUGGACAACCUGUUCCCGACCUUGACAAACUAGAUGCCACGAAUGCCGUUUCCGGAUUUGGUUCUCUAGGUGCCCAUGUAGAAACCUGCCGGGCUGUUCAAGGGCGUCCACCCAACUUCCUCCUUGUCGAUUUCUACGAGUACGGCGGUGGCUCGGUUUUUGAAGUCGCAGCUCAGAUCAACGGCGUUCCAUAUAACCCUGCCACUCCUGUCGCCUCCCCUAGACCAACAGCUGUCGGGACCCAAACUGCAGGCCGCGAUGCGACUGGAGGAGCCAGCGGUAGCGCACCAGCCCUACUCCAAGGCUCGCACCUCGUUGCUCUCCUGUCUAUGGUUGUAGGCACCGUUGUCAUCGCACCAUUAUUGGUGUUUUGA